AUGAAGCGCACAACGGACCAGAGGCCUUCAAUUGAUGGCAAUGGCCUACCAGAGUCCAAAAAGCGCGCCCUCUCCAGUGAGGAGGCAGGUGCGCGCUUCAGUGACGGCUUGUUUGACCCCACAAAGCAAAAGAACUACACCGACGCAUACACAAAGUCGUCCCCGUACCUGCACGGUGUUAUCUGCCCCUUAAUCGAACCCUCCCUGCUGCGAUCAGUCCGCGAUGAGGUGCAAGAGCAUCUGUCCUUCACCGAGAAGGAGACCGAUAUCUACAAGAUCUUUCAAUCGGGUGACCUGGCAAACUUGGACGGCCUGGAUGAUUCCUCUCUGUCCAAGCUGCCCUCCCUGCUUAAGCUUCGCGACGCUAUGUACUCAGCCCGUUUCCGGGAGUACCUCUCCUCCAUCACCGGCUCUGGAAAGCUGAGCGGCAAGAAGACCGACAUGGCUAUCAAUAUUUACACUGAGGGAUGCCAUCUUCUGUGCCAUGACGAUGUGAUUGGUAGUCGUCGUGUGAGCUACAUUCUCUACUUGACCGACCCCGAUACCCCGUGGCAGGAGCAGUGGGGUGGUGCUCUUCGCCUAUACCCGACCACAACGAAGAAGGAUGCCAAGGGCGAGGAUGUCAAGAUCCCCAGCCCGGACUUUAGCCUUUCUAUCCCGCCGGCCUUCAACCAGCUGAGCUUCUUCACCGUUCAGCCUGGUGAGAGCUUCCACGAUGUCGAGGAGGUCUACCACCAUCGCGAAGGCGAGGACAAGUCGAAGAAGCGGGUGCGCAUGGCCAUCAGUGGAUGGUUCCACAUUCCCCAAGAAGGAGAAGAUGGGUACGAGGAAGGAUUGGAGGAGAAACUGGCCGAACGCAGCAGUCUUGCCCAGCUCCAGGGUCGUGGUGACAUCUACGACCUGCCCCGGCCGAACCCCGUGUCUUGGGAAGCACCCGAGGUGUCUGGAAAGGGCAAGGGCAAGAUGGAGGAGCAGUAUGAGGGCAAUGAGUUCACCGAGAAUGAUCUCGAGUUCUUGGUGCAGUAUCUGGCACCGUCAUACCUGACCCCGGACAUUGCUGAGGAGAUGUCCGAAGCCUUCGAGAACGAGUCCUCGCUCAGUCUGGAGCGCUUCUUGAACGAGAAGUUUGCUUCACGUGUGAGCGCUUACAUCGAGGACCAGGAGCGACAGACCCUGCCCACCUCUUCUGAGGAAAUCCAGGCUACGACCGAGUGGACUGUGGCCUGCCCUCCUCAUAAGCACCGCUAUCUGUACCAGGAGCCUGUCGAGAAUGACAUCAGCAACCCGAUCAAGGAACUUCUGAACGUUCUCUUCCCCUCACAGGCCUUCCGCAAAUGGCUUGCCCUGAUCACCGGCGUGGACCACCUCAAGAGUCACAACUUCCUUGCCCGUCGCUUCCGCCGUGGUGCGGACUAUACUUUGGCGAGUGGUUAUGAUGGUGAGGAGCCACGCCUGGAGUUCACGCUCGGCCUCACUCCCACAACAGGGUGGGAGAAGGAGCCAGAGGAAGAGGAAGACGAGGAGGACGAUGACGAGGAUGAGAACGCCGCCUCUACGAAGCCUCCCAAGGCCAAGAAGGAACCUACCGCCGAGACCGCCGAGCACCCCUCAGUUGGUGGCUACGAGAUCUACAUGGCCGGCGACGAGGACGAAGAAGACGAGGAGGAUGAGGAAAACGCAGAUCAAGUCCUCCGCCCCAAGAAGGCCAAGGCCGAUCCCGCCAUUUACCGCUCCGCAGGCGCAGACGAGGACGACGGCAUUCUGUUCAGUACUCAGGCUGGCUGGAACCGUCUCAGCAUUGUCCUGCGUGAUAGCGGCACGCUGAAGUUUGUCAAGUACGUCAGUGCUAAUGCUAACGGUGACCGGUGGGAUAUUACUGGUGAUAUUGGUGUGGAGUUUGACGAUGAGGAUGAAGAUGAUGAUAUGGGUGACGAGGAUGAGGGGGAAGAUGAGGAGUAG
Molecule: messenger RNA, 1959 nt
Organism: Penicillium subrubescens
Lineage: Eukaryota; Fungi; Ascomycota; Eurotiomycetes; Eurotiales; Aspergillaceae
Product: oxidative DNA demethylase
Exons: 2
Coding region: 1-1959 (652 amino acids)
Biological process (GO): peptidyl-proline hydroxylation; regulation of translational termination
Cellular component (GO): cytoplasm
Molecular function (GO): iron ion binding; L-ascorbic acid binding; peptidyl-proline dioxygenase activity
Source: RefSeq, a predicted model, not a curated record